AUGUCGCUUAUUACAAAGAAGAAAUAUGUCGUAAACGAAGCACUUCAACGUUUUCAAUUACCUGAUGAAAAACAUUAUAUUGUCAAGAUAAUUGCUCCACGUGGGAAUAAUUUACAUGAAAUAGUAACACCCAGUGGAUUGACAUUUCUUGUCAGUAUGCCAACAAAAUUUCGUCAAACAAUUUUUAUCAAACGAGGAGAUUACGUACUCGUAGAAGAUAUCGAAGAAGGUGAUAAAGUUAAAGCCGAAAUAGUGCAAAUUUUACUUAAAGAUAAUAUUAAAUAUAUUCGAUCACAAAAUUGUUGGCCUAAAGAAUUUCAAGAUAUUCAAGAAGCAGAAAAUAAUGAUGAUAAAUCAAUAGAUGAUAUGAUGCCACCAUCGGAAAGUUCAGAAGAAGAAGAAGAAGAAGAAGCAGAGAAAAGAGUAACAGUAAAUUCAUCGGAAAAUUAA
Molecule: messenger RNA, 450 nt
Organism: Rotaria sp. Silwood2
Lineage: Eukaryota; Metazoa; Rotifera; Eurotatoria; Philodinida; Philodinidae
Source: the annotation of a GenBank genome assembly